This is a messenger RNA of Megalobrama amblycephala (Wuchang bream), 2202 nucleotides long. RefSeq lists its product as uncharacterized. The record is from RefSeq and is a predicted model, not a curated record. Gene Ontology annotation, cellular component: membrane raft; CD95 death-inducing signaling complex; external side of plasma membrane. Gene Ontology annotation, biological process: motor neuron apoptotic process; necroptotic signaling pathway; activation-induced cell death of T cells. Lineage: Eukaryota; Metazoa; Chordata; Actinopteri; Cypriniformes; Xenocyprididae. The coding region runs from base 234 to 1253 and encodes 339 amino acids. Gene Ontology annotation, molecular function: protein binding; tumor necrosis factor receptor activity. The transcript has 9 exons.
GACAGCUGCACAGUAUGUGAAGCUAUUGCCUCUCUCUCUCUCUCUCUCUCUCUCUCCAAAACAGUAAGCAGGUGAAGGGCAGUGUGAGAAAGAGAGGGAGGAGAAUGACAGGAAGACACAGCAGGUGAGGAAACAAUGAGAUGUAUUGAGCAGAACUGAAUACAGACUGGCAGAAGACACAGAAACUGAGUUUGAAAGCAUUUAAUGACAUUUUGGAUUCUACUAACUGUGAGAUGCUUGUGACAAUGUUAUCUGUAGCCAUGGUGAUGCUGACAGGUCACCAUAUAUACGGCCUCCCUAUGGACGGAAAAGUGAGAAAUCCCGGAGCCGUCUUAGAAAACUGCUCUUUGUGUCCAGCAGGAUAUUAUUACCUGUCAGAAUGUAAGUGUGUUCCUUGCGACCCUGGUUUCUUCACCAGUCAGGAGAACAGAGAAAGAUCUUGUCACCGCUGCUUCCAGAACUGCAAUGCUGAAUUCGAUAUGGAGGUGGAAAAGGAGUGUACGCGUACAUCAGAUGUAGUGUGUCGCUGUCGGAAGGGAUAUGAAUGUACCAAGAUGGACCCAUUCUCAAGACAAUGUCAGAACUGCGAUCCUGUCACCAACACAAGCUCGUCCAUCACCCCUUCAUCCACCCCUUCAUCCACCACUUCAUCCACCACUUCAUCCACCACUUCAUCCAUAAGUGCACAGAGCUUGCUGGGUGAAAAUAAUUGGUGGAUUUUAUUUGGGUUAAUUUCUGUCAUGACAUCUGUCAUCGUCCUUUUACUCUUCUUUCGGCUGUGCAGAAAGAAAGAGAAAGAAUGUUUUAAGCAUUUUGUCAGGCAGUGCUCUUUGGGUAAUAUAGAGGUGGACAGCGAGACCCCACCUCCUUCCAGCCAACCAGAUGAGCAGCCCCACCCACAGGGGAUGCUGUCACAUGGCAGUACACCCACCAAUCACAGCACAGACUGCUCUUUUCAUAAGCCAGUCAGCUCAGAGCAGGCUGUGCCUCCAGCUGGAAAUUUAGGCCCUCUCCACAUCUACGGUCCCCAGACGGUUUUUGUUAGUUUGCUCAAUCAGUUCGGAUGGGAUGGAGGAGAGAAAAAAGCACACGAACUCCAAGAAGAAUCGCUUAAUAACAGCACCGCGUCCUACCCUCAGUCUCCACCCGUCCAUCUGUCUGAGGAGGAACGGAGCAGAGAAAACGACUUUAUCUUCUUCCCGUCUCAGGAGCAAGGGAAAGAGUGCCACAUAUCUAAAGAAGAGGUGCUUUGAGGGAUAAUGGGAAAUUUGUAUCCAUUCUUCGUCUGCACUGUUCAACUGCUGUGUGGUUUGUUUUAACUGAUGCUUCAUGAGUACCUAGUAUUAAAACUCUAACCCUGGCAGGGGAUUUCAUUGAGAGAAGCUGCAUUAGGGGAAGACCUGGCUGUGUGACUGAAAGUAUGGAUGACAAAGAUGUUGCGUACGAGCUUCACAGUUCAUGCCAGCUUUCAAAUGUCACCCAUACAGUACGUUUAUGCAAAACCACUGACUCUAAACCAUCAGAACAGCAGUGGGAUCCUAAUGCUGAUUUUGUGACGAGUCGUUACCACAAGCUUUCAGUUCACUGCAGGUCUUAUGAUAGCUGGAUGACCCUCAGGAGCAAAGCGGAAUCUCAGUGCCUCUUUUCAAAGUGUUUGAAGGCCAAAAGAAGCUCUAAAACACUCAGAAGAUUCACAUAUUUGAGAUAUUUAUUUUAAUAAAGUUUGUUGAAUUUAUUGUUACUGCAGUGUGCCCCAUAAUUUCCUUUAGAUCUAUCUAUCUAUCUAUCUAUCUAUCUAUCUAAUUUACUGACUUAUGGGGCAUUCUGAGUCUUGACUUAGACCGUUAUUAAAUAGUAAACAUGUUUAUUUAUUUAUAACCGUUAUUAAUUCUGUUACUGUUAAUAUCUUAAAAAAAGUGCUUUUGCUCUCACGCGGUUUAUCAUUGUUCAAUCAUGUUAAGUCCCUGGUUGAUGUUGUCAGUGUUCUUCCUCAUUUCUUUGGUUUUUAUGUGGCAGGCAUGAUGGAUUGUGAUGUGAAAAAAGCCCUGACAUUUUGAUGGUGGUCUGGAAAUGUCAACAUUGUUUCUUCGCUCAGAGCGUGUGUCAUCAUGUAUUAUGUUGUAUAUUUACUGUAAUACACGUUUUAUAUACCUGAUAUGGAUUGUUAAGUGCAAUAGAAAUCAAUAAAAGUUUAUUUUUUGG